CGUCUGUUAUCGACUCGUACGGCUGGCUGUAGUUUUCCAUGUCGCACGUCCGGUUUCGCCUGUGGAGCGACGCCGUCGAGGAAAUACCCGGAAAUACAAACAAAGUUCUCUGCGUUGAUUUUACUGCCAGUUUCAGAGAUGGCCACCGCGCCGCAGUCGUCGUUUGAAAUGAGGUCGACGGAUCUCAUCAAGAAGGAGCCGCUGGACUACGGGGGGUUCGGGGACGUGUACCUGUGCUACCACGUGACCCUCGGCCAGGUGGUGUUGAAGACCCUGUACACGGGCUCUCUCCGCAACGAGGAGAGUAAAAGGUCACUGCUGGAGGAGGGGAACAUCAUGGCCAGUCUGAACCACGAGCGGGUGGUCAAGCUGCUGGGUGUGAUCAUGGAGGAUCGAGACUGCUCACUCGUUAUGGAACUCCUCCCCAGAGGCAACCUGCUGGUCAUGCUAGAAACGAUUUCUGUGCCAGUUUCCAUCAAGGGCAGAAUCAUUUCAGAGAUUUUGGAGGGGAUGGUGUACCUGACAGACAGACGAGUCAUACACAAGGACAUCAAGCCAGAAAACAUUUUAGUGGACAAGGAUUUUCACAUUAAGAUUGCAGACCUGGGCCUGGCCACCUGCCAGACAUGGAGCAAGCUCACAAAGGAGGAGUCUCGCAGGAGGAGUCGUAUUGGCCAAUCGGCUGGGGCGAGAGGUCCCGGCACACUGAGCUACAUGGCUCCCGAACACCUGGAGAGUAUACACACAGCAUCCACGGAGAAGUCCGACGUUUACAGCUUUGCGAUCGUGGUUUGGGUCAUUCUCACAGGGGCGGAACCAUAUGCAAAUGCCAGGAGUGAAGACCAGAUCAGCCAGUGUGUUCGUAAUGGCGACCGACCAGCAGAGGACCUUAUUCCAGACUACACGCCUGCAGAAAUAAUUAAGCUCAUGAAGGACUGCUGGAAUCACAAUCCGCAGCUACGGCCAACAUUUAAAGAGGGCUACAACUUAUUCUUUCCUUUCUACAAGGAAAACCUCGAACCACACGUAGAGAAAGAUUUACUUAAUCUGAUGACAUCAUAUAAAGGCCCAGAUGAUCUUGUUGAGAAGAUGAAAUCUUUAUCAAUGACCAAUGAUUGUUGUUCAGCAGAUUGCCCUGCUCCUUUGGUGAGUUCAGACAGAAGUGUAUCUGUCCCAGUUGAAGCCAGUAUCGAAGACCUGCAUGACGUCCAGUAUGAGCCGCCAGUGGAGUCAAUCCAGACGGACGCGAAUGUAGCAAACUGCCCUUCGGCCUUGGAUGAGAAACUGCAUCGGGAGCUUCAGUACCACAAACACGGCAGCUAUGACUCUGAGAACCAGCUUGACCCUGCCAACUGCCUCCAUCACAACAACUUGAAUCCCUUCCUGCAAAACCACUUUAGCACCUCAGAUAACACUGUAAGGCAACCGGAACAAGACAAGCAACCUUCAUCCUCUGUCCACUCCUGGACAAAAGCUGAGCCAGUGCAGCCCACCAGCCAGGCGUGGUAUCACCCUACUUCUGGUCACUAUGAGUCCAUGAACUCGAGCUUACCUCCUGCAGCCCGCCUGCCAAUGUCUGCCAGCUCUCCCUCACUAGACCAGUUUAACCAGCAACAUCCACAUUCCCACUAUGACCGCCAGCAGUCUUGGCCAGUGUGCCCCGUGUCUGAUACAUCUGCUCCUGACAUGACUCCUGGGCGUCUUUUGAGCCCGUCCAAGAGCGGCUUGCCACAAGAUCCAGCAUCUGUUUUCAUUCAAAAUGCACGGGGGAUCCAGAUCGGGUGCAACAACCUGAUGAAUAUCCGAGGUUUCGAGCCCUCCCAGAGUUUAUCAUCUGUAUUUUCUAACCCCAACUCUUACAUCAAAGAAGACAUUCAGAAAUACGAGGAACACGCUGUUACUGAGGAGCACCUGGAUCUGCUGAGGGACAACAUCGGGUCCAAAUGGAAGCGUUGCGCACGAAACCUGGGUCUGACCAGCCCGGAAAUAGAGACCAUAGAGCAUGACUACCAACGCGACGGCCUGACAGAGAUGGUGCACCAAAUGCUGGAGCACUGGAAAAUGAAGGAGGGAAGUAUCGGCUGCACAAUCGGGAAGCUUUGUCGAGCCCUGUCGGGAAACAUAAAGGUAGAUGUCAUCCAGAAAAUGCUGGAAACCUGCGCUUCUUCCUCGAUCUCAUAAACCAUUUGCGCCAUGCCAUCUAAAUGACUUUUCCAACCCUGGUCGCCAUGAUUUAUGAAUAUGCUCUGCUCAGCAAAAUUUGCAGCAAAGAGAAAAAUGUAUUUGUUUUGCUUUUGAGAUAACUCCCACUAAUACAGAAGGGUUGAAUCGAAUGUUGUUUGUGUUGCUCGAAGCGUUGAAAAUGGCAUAGAGAGAACUCAACAGCUCAGGUUACUCAUGAUGACCAAAGAGCUGUCAACUGCUUCCAUUAGGAUAUUGUCCUUAAAUAUCUUAAUACUUCCCUAUACAAUAGUCACUCACUUUGAUGAAACAAUCUUUUUAGUUUUUUAUCAUGCUUAUCAUGCUCAACACUUUUCUAAUCAAAAUCAUUGUUCCUCUUGAAAUUUGCUGUGAAGUAAGAAUAUCUAAAGCCCUUUUUAUUCCUUCAAAUGUCAGGUAUUCAAAAGUAAGUUAAGCAAGAAUUAUUACGAAAGUAACAUUUUUACAAUAAAAAUUGUCAAGUAUUUGUUUUGUUUUUUAUAUAUAAAUUGAGAGAUGGUGUUAUGAAUACACGGUUACUACUUUAAUGGAUCAAUGAAGCCAUAAAUCCGGGACAAUCAAAUGGCGCGUGGUAAACAUUUAUUCCAGUGAAACACAAACAUUAUGACUCAAUCACAGAACAGGGAAGGUCACAGAGUCUGGAAGAAGCUGAAAACAUUAGUAAAGUUUCAGGUAAAAUGAAAGAAUGAAAUUGUACAACAGGAUAAAAACGUCUCAGUGCAGUGUUGCAGUAAUACAUCUGAAUUCUUGUUGUGUACAGUAGGGGUCAGUCCUGCUGUAGAUUAUUUUGCGGCCAUGAAUGUAAUUUACAAAGAUAACAGUAAAACCAAAGUAUGUACUCAUUUUUUCCGAGUGUCCAGUGCGUGGAGUUGCUGAAUUGAUUUUGAUUAUUACAUUAUGUAAUGUAAAACUUGUGAGUUGCUACACUGCAUGGUACCAAAUAUUUGACACUGUUCUCACCAUCCUUGUAUUUUUAUGCAGCACACUGCUCAAUACAAGACAAAUAUGCAGCAUCACAAAAGGAUAAUCACCCUCUGUUCUCAAUCCAUAUUUCCUACAGAACCUGGAUCCACUGGAAAACAUUAACAUUUUAAGUAAACUCUGUGUAAAUAUGUUUCUAAAACUUCAAAUGUCUAUUUCGUGUAUUUAAUAUAUUGAGCUAAACGACUGAUCUUCAGCAAAAAUUCAUGGCUCGAUGCUGAAUAUUGAUAUUCAAUUUUCAAAAUAUGAAAUUCAGUUUUUCAUAUUCAAUCCUAUUGGUAAUAUCCUGCAACUGGUUGGUGAAUAUCAAUAUGCUGUAUUUUUUUUUGAAAACAUGAAAGCACUUAAAGGGCUUUUACUUCCAAGUCAUCAACUACAUUAGAGGAUAUAGCUGUAAGUCAUCAGUUAGAUUCAUAUCACAUCAUGUCACUUUACUGGUUGUCCACAAGUCUGAAUCUGACUUAGGUCUUGUUUUCAUAUAUUGCUGCAAUAAAGAUGAAAAACUCACUGACUGUUUAAACUCACAUUUUAAUGGACAUUUUUAAAAAUAAAACUGCUGAAUUUUUCAA
Molecule: messenger RNA, 3770 nt
Organism: Scophthalmus maximus (turbot)
Lineage: Eukaryota; Metazoa; Chordata; Actinopteri; Pleuronectiformes; Scophthalmidae
Gene: ripk1l
Product: receptor (TNFRSF)-interacting serine-threonine kinase 1, like
Exons: 11
Coding region: 139-2181 (680 amino acids)
Biological process (GO): protein phosphorylation; signal transduction
Molecular function (GO): JUN kinase kinase kinase activity; protein binding; ATP binding
Source: RefSeq, a predicted model, not a curated record